AUGGUCGUGCGACAAAAUGGCCGGUGGUCCGGCCAUUUAAAAACAUUCGCCAUGGCGGCUACCAUAGCCCUUGGGUUGUUUUUCGUGCUCAAGGCGUCAUUGCAUCAAGGCGCUCCGUUCGGCUUGGAUACGAAGCCAAAGAUGAUCGUCUUCGUCACGCCGACGUACCGACGGAUGAAUCGACUGGCUGACAUGACGAGGCUGGCGAACACGUUGCGCCAGGUGCCCGCUCUGCACUGGAUUGUCGUGGAGGACGGAGACUGGACGGUCAAGGCAGUAGAUGACAUUCUACGCCGCUCCCAACUACCGUACAGCUAUUUGGCCGGGGUCGCUCCGGGCGUACGACGAUCCGAUGAUGCAAAAGGCUGGUGGCAGCGUAACAUGGCGCUCGAAUAUCUGCGGAACAACACGGAGAAGAUCGUCGGUCCCACCCUCCAAGCCAACGUCUACUUUGGCGACGACGACAACACGUACGACCUCCGCCUCUUCGAGGAGUGCAUCAGAAGGGUGGAGCGUCUCGGUGUGUGGCCCGUCGGCUCCGUCGGUGGCGUCGUAGCCGAAGCACCAAUCGUAGAAAAUAAUGUGGUAGUCGACUGGUUGGUGCGCUACCUGCCGUCAAGCCCGUUUCCCGUGGAUAUAGCCGCGUUUGCCAUCAGCCUCGACAUUGUUAUCAGCAAAAACCCUCGUUUUGAGCCAAAAUGCGUCCACGGGCGUCAGGAAAGUUGCUUCCUGUUGCAGUGCGGCGUAGAGGAGCGCGACAUCGAUGCGUUCGGCGUAGCGGAACCAGGGCACCCCCCGCAAGAGCUCUACGUUUGGCACACUCGCACCGUCCGCACCUCGGACCCCCCGUGGGACCGGCCCGAAUACAAGGACUAUGUGCUGGAUCUUGAA
Mesorhabditis spiculigera is the source of this 891-nucleotide messenger RNA. The record is from the annotation of a GenBank genome assembly. NCBI's taxonomy places the organism in Eukaryota, Metazoa, Nematoda, Chromadorea, Rhabditida, Rhabditidae.